AUGACCACAAAGGUAUCACAGGUGAAGAGCAGCCGAAUAGAAUCACAGAGAAAACGAGAAGAAAGAACAGAGGCUGCGAUCCUUCUUCAUAGGAGGCAAAAGAGACAAGUAUAUAGCCCAAGUAAAGAGUCCAAAAUGAAGUUAUAUUUGUUUCUUGGUUCAAGUUUCCAGCCUUCUUCAUUAAUACUGAUUUUAUUGCUCAAGUUAUUAUUUUCAUGGUGGAUAUUGCCUAAUUUGGCAUAUAAAAAGCUCAAGGACAAUGGCUUUUCUGGGCCAAAACCUAGUUUCCCUUUUGGAAACUUAAAUGAUAUGAAAAAUGAGAAGAAAUAUGCAUCUUCCUGCAUCAUAUCCCAUGAUAUCCACUCUGCUGCAUUUCCAUACUUUGCUCGAUGGCAGAAAUCGCAUGGAAAAGUAUUCAUACACUGGCUGGGGACAGAGCCAUUUCUAUACAUUGCAGACCCUGAAUUUCUAAAGAAAAUGACUGCUCAUGUAGUAGGAAAAGCCUGGGGAAAGCCAACUGUUUUUAAGAAUGAUAGAGAACCAAUGUUUGGCAAUGGUCUUUUAAUGGUUGAAGGCGAAUACUGGGUUCAUCACAGACGUGUUAUAACUCCGGCAUUCUCUCCUGCCAACUUGAAGGGUAUGACAAACUUAAUGGUUGAGUCGGUGACGAGUAUGCUCGACCGCUGGACUGACCUAAUCAACUCCGGCAAGCCAGAAAUCAACGUUGAGAAGGAAAUCACAAGCACAGCUGGAGAGAUCAUCUCGAAAACAAGUUUUGGCAUAAGUUACGAAAAUGGAAGAGAAGUGGUAGAGAAAUUAAGAGAAAUGCAAAUCACUCUUUUCAAGUCCAACCGCUUCGUAGGGGUACCCUUUAGCAACUUCAUGAGCCCUAAACAAACCUUAAAGGCCAGAAAACUUGGUAAGGAAAUUGAUGCCCUUCUCUUAUCCAUAAUCACAGCUCGAAGCAAAUCCAGCAAAAGGCAUCAUCCUCAGCAGGACUUGCUCGGCCUACUGCUGGCAGAUAAUAUGGUGGACAGCCGUCCCGGAAGACGGGCCUUAACAACCAGGGAACUGGUUGACGAGUGCAAAACUUUUUUCUUCGGCGGCCAUGAAACCACCGCAUUGGCGGUGACAUGGACUUUGCUCCUCCUUGCGCAGCACCGUGAGUGGCAAAAUCAGCUGAGAGAAGAAAUCAGAGAAGUGAUUGGAAAUAGAGAAAUUGAUGCAGCAAAUAUUGCUGGACUAAAGAAGAUGGGGUGGGUGUUGAAUGAAGUUUUACGUUUAUACCCUCCAGCUCCCAAUAUACAAAGACAAGCAAGACAAGACAUUGAAGUGGACAACCUUGUAAUUCCCAACGGUACAAAUAUGUGGAUUGAUGUUGUAUCAAUUCACCAUGACCAAAAUCUUUGGGGACAAAGCGUGAAUGAAUUCAAACCAGAAAGAUUUAAGGAGGAUAAUUUGUAUGGAGGCUGCAAUCACAAAAUGGGAUUUUUGCCAUUUGGAUUUGGAGGAAGAAUGUGUGUUGGUAGGAAUUUGACAAAUAUGGAGUACAAAAUUGUGUUGACCCUAAUUUUGACUAGGUUUUCCUUUUAUCUUUCACCAAAUUACUGCCAUUCUCCCUCUAUUAUGUUGUCCCUUAGGCCAAUGCAAGGUCUUCCUCUUAUAUUUGAAACUCUAUAA
Molecule: messenger RNA, 1680 nt
Organism: Olea europaea var. sylvestris
Lineage: Eukaryota; Viridiplantae; Streptophyta; Magnoliopsida; Lamiales; Oleaceae
Product: cytochrome P450 714C2-like
Exons: 6
Coding region: 1-1680 (559 amino acids)
Molecular function (GO): oxidoreductase activity, acting on paired donors, with incorporation or reduction of molecular oxygen; monooxygenase activity; iron ion binding
Source: RefSeq, a predicted model, not a curated record